This is a messenger RNA of Striga hermonthica, 1068 nucleotides long. NCBI's taxonomy places the organism in Eukaryota, Viridiplantae, Streptophyta, Magnoliopsida, Lamiales, Orobanchaceae. The record is from the annotation of a GenBank genome assembly.
AUGGGGGACUCGCCGCGUGAUUCGUCGAUCGUCGGCGGCGAAGUUUCCAAGCUUGUCGAGCAAGCCAAGGAGUUGCAGGAGGCGGCGGCGUCUCUCAUAUCCCGCACCUCCAUCGAAGAGGAUGCGCUGCGGCAGCGCGUGGCUUCACUUGAUUCCCGGAUCAAGUCCCUCCGAAGCUCCUUAAACAACGGCAAAUUGGAUGAGGAAUUGGUCAGAGCUAGGUAUAUAUUGAGCGAAGGAGAUGCAGCAACAUUUCUUCCAAGCAAAUCUCAUGGGAGAUUUCUGAGGAUGUUUUUAGGUCCCAUUAAUGUGCGGGCAAAUAGGAAGGAUGUGCAAUUGAAAGUGAAAGAAGAAUACAAUAAUUUCAGAGAUAGAACAGCAUAUUUGUUCCUUUUUCUGCCUUCAUUGCUGCUUAUGCUACGGUCAACUAUAUGGGAUGGAUGUCUACCGGCAUUACCAGUUCAACUCUACCAGGCAUGGUUACUGUAUCUCUACACUGGUCUAGCUUUGAGAGAAAAUAUCUUGCGAGUAAAUGGAAGUGAUAUCCGACCAUGGUGGAUUAAGCAUCACUAUUGUGCAAUGGGUAUGGCUGUAAUUAGUCUUACUUGGGAGAUAGAGAGAGGACCUGAUUGUGCUCAGAAACAGAGAGGUGUGGAGCUGUUUCUGAAAUGGGCGAUCAUGCAAGGAGUUGCAAUGAUUCUUCAGAACAGAUAUCAGCGGCAAAGACUUUACACACGUAUUGCUCUUGGCAAGGCAAGGAGAAUGGAUGUUGUUUGGGGAGAAACUGCUGGAGUCGAGGGGCAAUUACUUCUGUUGUGCCCUAUACUUUUCAUUUUGCAGGGUUUUGAGGCAUAUGUUGGGGUCUUGCUGCUUAAAACUGCACUUGCAGGAUUCAGUUUAGACUGGCAGGUAAUCACCUGUGGGAUUCUCCUUAUAAUUAUGGCCGCUGGGAACUUUGCUAAUACUGUGCAAACUCUUGUCACAAAGUCGAGGGUUAAGGCGAAAAUAAAGAGAGAUAAAAGCAGGCAAGAGUUGUUGAAUCAUGGUUCCAGUGAUAGGACUGCCUGA